AUGUCAUACAUAAAACUGCUGUUCUUAUUUGUCAUUAUGACCGAUUCUGUCUUUCAAAAUACACAGGCAUCCCUGCUGUGGAAUGUCGUUAAUAUUAAAUAUCAAUGCAACUAUCCGGGUUGUUCAUCUUUGGCAACUGUUUCUGCAUCAAAUUUAGAAAAUUGUCAAAUGGGUUGUGCCACCAAUACAGCAUGUCGUACAGUUACUUUUGAUGCAACGAGUAAUCAGUGUCAAUUGCAUUCUGAUAUUCCAAAUCAAAGUUGUAAACAGUUAUCUCAAGCAGUUACAACUAUAACCACCAUUGAUAACGAAGAAUCGUCUGCUCGUAAGUAG
Molecule: messenger RNA, 333 nt
Organism: Adineta ricciae
Lineage: Eukaryota; Metazoa; Rotifera; Eurotatoria; Adinetida; Adinetidae
Source: the annotation of a GenBank genome assembly